AUGGACCCUCGCGGAAAAUACCAACUUGACCUAUGCGGUUCUCCAACUGCAACCUUGCUUGUGUCCGAUGGAGUUGUGCUUGAAAACAAUCCAUUCUACCCCAGGCUCGAGAUCGAGAUCCAGCAAGAAGAUGCCCAGCGUCUAGCUCAAGGCAUGUCCAGGAGGAUAUUCACCAGUCACACGGAGUUGCGAGCUAUCCUCGACAGACAUGAGGAAACUAUCCAAAAGCGAUGGAUCAAGAAGACCAACGCACAGCGUCAAGCCAUGCUCCUCAAGGUUUGGCCUAAAAUGGCUCUAGAACGCCAUGCAGACUUCGCUGCCCUCAAGACCCUUUGCCGACAGAGACGCAAUGACAGAUGGGACAAGGCCAGGCAUAGAGACCCCUUCAUGUGGCCAUACAUCAACCAGGAAGACCUCUCCAAGCCCAAGGCCUUGCUGCUGCUCCUGAACGCCCGCGGCCGUCACAACCCCUGCGACUUUGCCGCCGCCGAUGGUGAGGCACUCCGGCUUGGCAAAACCUCAAAUGCCAUCGUUCCCAUCUGCAUCAAGUCAAAUACCCUGAUCUUGAUUGGAGCUACCAUAAUCCCGAAUGGAGCUACCAUGAUCCUGAAUGGAGCAACUGGACCGGACGAAUACGGCAGAUUGUUGGCAUGGCAAAAACAUCCUCACGUCUUCGACUGGUUGAGAAGUGGAAAACAGUUUCAGCCGCAGGAGGGGUUCAUGAUCCUGGAGGCACAGGAGGGACUCUUGUCCUUCUUAGUGGACUGCUGCAAGAACAUAUUACAUGACAUUUCGGAAGACGCUACCGUCAGCGACAAAUACCAGAUCAAAGAAGAGCCGCAGCUCAAGAGCGAGGCCGAAACAACAGGUUUCGACUCUCUCGCUGUCAUGAUGGCUGAGGAACCCUACCGCGUCCCAGCACACCUUGAUCUCGAACGCAUGGAGGUUCUACUUGCUGCCAGAGCUUCAGCUGCCGAGGAUCAUCUCUGGGCACUCCGCGAGGACCCGGGCUACUUCACAGAGACUCUCUGGGAUAUCUCGGAACAUCGAGUGGAAAUGUUCAAGGACGAAUCGCGCAGAGCCCAUCCAGCGCUCGACAGGGAGAACAGGAGCAUCUUCUGGGCCCGCGUUGUCGGUGAAGUGCUCUUCAAUGCGUACUAUGAACUUGAGAUAUUCUCAGAGCUUCAUAGGCAGGCGCAGGAGUUGCGGAUGGCACAAUUGAAGCAUGCCGACGCCAUAUCACCGACAGAAGACCUCCCCACAGACUACCUCCGCGCCAUAUUCAAGUUCCGCCACUUCUUGGACAGAGCAAGUAUGAUGCCUAUAAGUCAACUUCGGGAUUACAUCAAGGUUUCUCCAUCUUUCCGGAAAAUUCACUAUUUUACAACAACGGGUGACGCCAUGUCAUCUGAGGGGUGGGUAAAGGAGAGGCCAGUCAAGAAGACCAAGUUUGAGAGUGAGCUGCUCCACCUGUUGAAGGCUUUGUGGGAAGAAGGAGGUCAAAUGUACAGUACCAUGAGAAUGUCAGUCGUAAUGGAUGAAUUGGAGCGUCUCCUAGAUUCGGACCCAAAAGCAAAGGAUCUCGUCUCUCAGUGCGUCGCUGGCGUUAUAGGCGACCUCUCCAUCCUCUCACAGUGCUUCAAGCAACUCGAGAGCUACCAGCCGUGGGCCAGGGGCUUCGAUGAAGCCAUGCCGGGCUAUAUGGACGGGAUCAUGAAGGAUGUUGAAGCCAAGAGGCAGCCGUGGAACGCUUCAGCUUCAGUGGAGCUCCGCGCAUUGAGAGACCAAACAAACAUGAGCCAAGCGCUCAGAACUGGUGAUAUCUCUGGUGGAAGGCUUGCGUACCCCAUCGACAAGCGACGUACUAGGGAGAACGUUAGGGUUUUGCGGCAAUCCGAGGCAAGCCUGGACACAUUCUGGGCCUUCGUUGACCGGCUGUACCAUUAUGCAGCCGGGACACCAAAUGACUCCGCUGUCUCGAGGAUGCUGUCACAGAAGCGGACAAUGCAGCGCACUCCAGAAUGGGUGGAACCCAUCAAGGAGCCCAAGAAGGCGGAAACUUCAUCGGCCACUGACCAGGAUGUCAAGGCUUUGCACAAGCCCUUGUCUGCGCUGUCAUUUGGUCCCACCCCCAGCAAAUCCGAUGUCGCCAACGAGAACCUGACGAAGACUAAGGUGAAGACCAAGGGUACCGCCAAUGCACCACCAGCCGCUGCAGCAGAUGAUCCCCCUGAGGACCCAACCGCGUCCGACUCGCAACCGACCAUCCCUGUUGAUACGCGAGCCCUCAAGGUCUUCCGCACCAUCUUCCAUAACCCCUCAUCUGCGACGGCACAGGGCGAGAUCCCUUGGCAAGACUUCCUGCAUGCCAUGGCAUCUAUCGGCUUCGCUGCCGAGAAGCUAUAUGGCUCGGCUUGGCAGUUCCGCCCUGUGUCGCUGGAUGUCGACCGAAAUAUCCAGUUUCACGAACCACAUCCGCGGGGCAAGGUGCCCUUCCUGAUUGCGCGACGAAUGGGCAGGAGAUUGAGCAGGGCCUAUGGCUGGAAUCUGGAGAUGUUCACCUUGAAGGGGAAGUGA
Messenger RNA from Diaporthe citri, 2577 nucleotides. RefSeq lists its product as uncharacterized. Bases 1 to 2577 code for a protein of 858 amino acids. Lineage: Eukaryota; Fungi; Ascomycota; Sordariomycetes; Diaporthales; Diaporthaceae. The transcript is spliced from 2 exons. The record is from RefSeq and is a predicted model, not a curated record.